Molecule: messenger RNA, 1923 nt
Organism: Phyllostomus discolor (pale spear-nosed bat)
Lineage: Eukaryota; Metazoa; Chordata; Mammalia; Chiroptera; Phyllostomidae
Gene: NEIL1
Product: nei like DNA glycosylase 1
Exons: 10
Coding region: 657-1889 (410 amino acids)
Biological process (GO): base-excision repair
Cellular component (GO): nucleus
Molecular function (GO): DNA-(apurinic or apyrimidinic site) endonuclease activity; zinc ion binding; damaged DNA binding
Source: RefSeq, a predicted model, not a curated record
UAUGGGCAACAUCUUGGCUUGCCCGCAGCCAUGGUGGAGGUUUUGAUCCCUCCAAUUUCCCCUGGCAUGUUGUCUUGUACCCCCUGUUUGCCAGAUACUUCUGAGGUCUCAGCCUAAAUGUCAUUGAAGAGAGACCCUCCCCCACAAAACUGUCUGAUGUGGGUUCUGCUUCUCGGCCUGUUUAUUUGUUGCUUGGCUGCACUUCUCACCCACAGGUGGUAAAGAUGUUUCUGUUUGUAAGUUAUGUCUGUGUUGGGCCACCACUGGGUCCCCAAGGGCCUUCGUUUAUCGUGCACCUGCACGCUCCCUCUGCACAUCUGGCAGGAACCUGGCUGCUGUUUCAGGCUGGGAGGACCGACCCUGUCACUAGCCGGAUGAUUUCCCCAGCCACAGAGACAGCUGUGACACAGGACCUCAGAACUGACCUUGGAUCCCGCCAGUGCCACCCUCCCAAAUAGCUGCAGGGACCUGGCUCCAGCCCAGACGUACCUCGAGACACCUGCAUCCCCUCCUGUUUGUCUUCGCUUCGGUCUUAACUCGUCCUAACUGCCAGGUGAGCCUUUGAGCGUUAAUUUUCCCAGCUCCCCAAGUGGUGUCGGGCUCAUUCCCUCAGCGAUGGUGGCAACAGAUAAGGGCCUGCCCACUCCUGGCACAGAAUGCCUGAGGGUCCUGAGCUGCACCUGGCCAGCCACUUCGUGAAUGAGGCAUGCAGGGGGCUGGUGUUUGGCGGGUGUGUGGAGAAGUCAUCCGUCAGCCGCAACCCCGAGGUGCCCUUUGAGAGCAGUGCCUACUACAUCUCAGCCUCAGCUCGGGGCAAGGAGCUUCGCCUGACACUGAGCCCCCUGCCUGGGGCCCAGCCCUCACAGGAGCCAAUGGCCCUUAUCUUCCACUUUGGUAUGUCUGGGUCCUUCCAGCUGGUACCCAGUAAUGCACUACCACCCCAUGCCCAUCUGCGCUUUUACACAGCUCCUCCUGGCCCCAGACUGGCACUCUGCUUUGUGGACAUCCGCCGCUUUGGGCACUGGGAUAUCGGGGGCGAGUGGCAGCCAGGCCGUGGGCCAUGUGUCUUGCUGGAGUAUGAACAGUUCAGGGAGAAUGUGUUACGAAACCUAGAGGACAAGGUCUUUGACCGGCCCAUAUGUGAGGCACUCUUGGACCAGAGGUUCUUCAAUGGCAUUGGCAACUAUCUGCGUGCAGAGAUCCUAUACAGGCUGAAGAUACCUCCCUUUGAGAAGGCCCGCACUGUUCUAGAGGCGCUGAAGCAGCACAGGCCGAACCCAAAGUUGACCCUGAGCCAGAAGAUCAAGGCAAAGCUGCAGAACCCAGAUCUGCUGGAGCUGUGCCAUUCAGUGCCCAAGGAAGUGGUCCAGUUGGGGGGCAAGGGCUAUGGACAAGAGAUUGGGGAGGAAGACUUUGCAGCCUUUCGAGCCUGGCUGCAGUGCUAUGGCAUUGCGGGCAUGAGCUCUCUACGGGACCGGCACGGCCGCACCAUCUGGUUCCAGGGGGAUCCUGGACCUUUAGCACCCAGAGGGGACAAGUCUCAUAAGAAGAAAUCCAAGAGAUCACAGCCAGGUCCUGAGGACAGAACAGAGGACCCUCUAUCCCCAAGCAAGUCCCCUUCCAGGACACGAAGGGCACGAAGAGGACUUCCUAAGCAAACUACACCCCAUCGGCCUGAGGGGACCAGUCUCCAACAGGACCCAAAAGUCCCCCCAGUCACUGAGAAAGGAAAGAAAACAGGGAGAAGGGCAAACUCAGGUGGGCCUUCCUCAGCACCCUCCUCUGGGGAUGGAAGAGGCACCACCAAAAGGAGCUUCCCAGAAGGAAAGGGUGACAGUAUAGGCAGCAGUUACAGGUGGACAAAGGUGGGAGGAAGGCUGACAGGGUAGUCCUCAACUUGGGGUCUGAGCUGCCACCUUACCU